Ceratina calcarata is the source of this 2622-nucleotide messenger RNA. Its product is annotated as prolyl 3-hydroxylase 1. Gene Ontology annotation, molecular function: L-ascorbic acid binding; iron ion binding; protein binding. The coding region runs from base 142 to 2334 and encodes 730 amino acids. Gene Ontology annotation, cellular component: endoplasmic reticulum. Gene Ontology annotation, biological process: collagen metabolic process; collagen fibril organization. Lineage: Eukaryota; Metazoa; Arthropoda; Insecta; Hymenoptera; Apidae. The record is from RefSeq and is a predicted model, not a curated record. The transcript has 11 exons.
UGGUAUAGUGUGGGCGCAACUCGACUGAUUCAGAAUGGGAGACCAGACCAGAGAGCAGCGCACGAGUCUUCUGAUUCUCAGCGCUCGGUAUCUCGCAGUCAGUAUGAAUCUAUGAAUCGAGACGGUUGAGUGGUACGCACGAUGAUGAGGCUUGUCAUAUUCUUCUUGUUUCUAUUCUACGGUACGAUUAACGGUAACAAUGAUACUUUGAACAACGUAAUCCCGGACGACGACAAGUCUGCGGUGGAUGUUGAAGAUCUGAACGAGCUGAACAGACUCCCCACGAAUAAGACUCUGAACGAGCUUUACGAAGAUGCUGUUCGCGCUUAUCUCGAUGAAGACUGGGACCGCUGUAUCGAAAAUUUCAACGUCGUUACUCACGGGUACAAAGCUUAUAAACGGGCGAUCGUGAACUGUAGACAGAAAUGCCGUGAGAAGGCAAUCGGCGAGGCUCCAAUAUUCCCGGAGAAUAUUGACGAUCUACAUUUUUACGAAAAGAAAGUGAGAGAGACUCUGUGUCUCUUAACUUGCAAUCAGGAGUACCGAGAGAUCGCCGGUUCAAGAGCGCUCAAGGCAUUGCCGCGUGAAACAGAGCAAAAAUUGAUGCAACACAAGACUUACGAGUAUCUACACAUUUGUUAUUAUCAGAGAAAACGAUACCAAGACGCGGCGAACGCUCUGUUUACAUUUUUGGUUGCGCAUCCGGAUCACGCGGUGAGCAUGGAAACCUUGAAAGGGUAUUUGACACUGCCGGGCGUGCAAAAGGAGAAUGUGAUCAACUUAGAAUCACCAGCUUAUGUCAGCAUCUACUUUAAAGGUGUCUCGGCUUACGAAAAAGAGAACUAUGCGGAAGCCGCUGGUCUUUUCGAGACGUCGUUGAGAUCUUACUUAGACGCUGAGCAAGAAUGCAGGUUUUACUGCGAAGGUCCCUUCGAUCAGGGCUGGUAUCCAGAAUUCACGUCGUCCGUCGCUAAUCAUUUCGCAUUUUGUUUGAAAUGCAAACGAGCCUGUCCGCGGAUGUUGAACAGCAUAAAUGGCGAUUAUCGUCCGGAUAUACUCAGGAGUCACUACAAUUAUUUGCAGUUUUCCUAUUACAAAUUGGGAAAUUUGAAGGCAGCCUGUUCGGCGGUGGAAAGUUACUUGCUUUUCGAACCGAUGGAUGAAACGAUGUUGCACAACAAGGAAUAUUAUACUGCUCAGCCGAAAACAAAGCAACAAGAUUUCAUUCCCAGAAACGAGGCUCUUCUUUAUGUAAAAAGGCAAGAAUAUGAAGUGAAUCUUAUGGUUUUCAUCUCUCAUGAAUUUUCGUUGAUUAAUGCAAAAUUUAAGAAUAAGAAAGAAGAAAAUUUGGAGAAGGAAUUGAGCAUGGAGGAAGACCUACAUCAACCACCAGGUCGCUCGUUAUUUUCUUCCAUAAAAUUGUCGAUCAAUAUUUAUACAAUACCAGACGAGAGCUAUGAAACAGAAGAUAGAAAAGAGUCUAAAGUCAAGGACGAUAUUUAUCUAAUAUCUAGGGACGAAGAGCUCGGAGGAAAAAAUCGCUACGUAGCUGACGGUUUCCUCAGCACCGCUGACUGCCACUCAUUGAUGCAGCUCGUCAAUAUUGCCGGCGUAGAAGGAGACGGUUAUAACGGAAAUAAAAGUCCGCAUUCGAAGUACGAGAAGUUCGAGGGGAUUACUGUUGGACGAAUAGCUUUGUUGGUGUAUUUCGGAAAAAUACAGCCGGCACAGUUGCAACUGCUUUUGGAAAAGACCGAGCAAAUUCGCAGUCACAUGGAAAACCAUUUCCAAGUAGAUCGACACCUGUAUUUCACUUAUACUCAUUUGGUCUGCCGCACGGCUCUACCCGAUUCACCGCCAAAUCGUGACGACUUGAGCCAUCAAGUUCACGCGGACAAUUGUCUAUUAAAGGAUGAAAAUAUAUGUCUUCGUCGAAAUCCGGCUUACAUUUGGAGGAGCCAUUCUGCCAUUUUGUACCUGAACGGUGAUUUCAACGGCGGCGAGUUCUUCUUCGCAAAGAAUCGCACUGCAAGAGAACUCGACAAUUUAGUCUCGCCUCGUUGCGGACGAACAGUAGCCUUCUCGGCUGGCGAAGAGAACUUGCAUGGCGUCCGAGGAGUUUUACGAGGCAGAAGAUGCGCGUUGGCGCUUUGGUUCACUCAAAACGAGAAGUACUCGGAAUAUGAGAGAGAUCUGGCUCGGGCGAUCUUAAAAAGAGUCCAAAAAAUAGGUCCUCUAAGAGAAAAUAAUAUCCAGAUUCCUUCGAAAUACGAGGAUUUGCUUAUUGAGCAUGCCAAGAGAGACGAGUCGCUGAAACAUUUUUUCGAAACAUAAAUGGUUGUAUGAACUAAGUAUAUAUAGCUACACUAUUUUGGAUACGAAUUCAAGAACGACAAGCCUUUAUAUGCAAGACUAAUGUUAUAGUCGGGCAGUCUACGUCUGAACUUCAUGAAAACAGGGGACCUGAGUAGAUGCGCUAUUAAAUAAUAUGCAAUAAUUAGUAACAUUAGAACUACCGAUGUAUUAUGUAUAGUAUAUAUAUUUGUACCAAAGAAGUUCAAAUGAAACUUAUAACUACAUCUGUGAUGUAAAGAGAACAAAUACAAAUGUUUAUUUACAUUA